AUGGUGGUCUAUUCUGUGGCUUUCCUAUUAGGGACCAUCGGGAAUGGUGUGGUCAUCUUUUUUACCGGCUUUGUAAUGAAACGGACUGUCAAUGUUGUGUGGUUCCUUAAUUUAGCCAUAGCUGAUUUUAUCUUCACGUUUUUCCUACCGUUGAGCAUUACCUAUGUCGCUCUUGACUUUCACUGGCCUUUUGGAAAAUUCAUGUGCAAGCUGAACAGCACUGUUCUAUUCAUCAAUCUGUACGCCAGCAUCUUCCUGCUCACCGUGAUCAGCAUUGAUCGAUACAUCUCCGUUGUGUUUCCUGUUUGGUGUCAGAAUCACCGAACUCCGAGGUUGGCCUCUUUUGUAGCCGGGGCGGUAUGGAUCUUAGCAUUAAUUUUCAGUAUACCUUAUGCUAUUUUCCGAGAUAUAAACGAUAAUGGAGAAGAUUAUGUUUCAUGUUAUAACAACUUUCAUGCGGAUGAGGACAUUGCCUAUUCAAGGCACAAGGCUACAGUAAUCAUUAGAUUUAUUGCAAGCUUUUUGAUUCCUUUCACCAUAAUCAUCUUUUGCUAUUCAGUAAUUCUUUUCCGUAUCCAAAAAAAUCACAUGACCACAUCGAGCAAGCCUUUCAAAGUUAUCCUAGCCGUUAUCAUCUCAUUCCUUGUCUGCUGGUUUCCUUACCAUGUCUUCUCUUUUUUGGAACUUAGUGCAAAUUAUGUUGAAAAUGAUCACCUUUUCUACGUAGUUUUUGUUGGAAUACCUAUUACCUCCAGUUUGGCCUUUAUAAACAGUUGUGUCAAUCCUGUUCUCUACGUCUUUAUGGGUCGAGAUUUCAAAAAGAAAUUCCAGGACUCCCUCCGGUCGAUAUUGGAGAGAGCUUUCACCGAGGAAUCUGCCCAAUUGGACUCCAAGAGCAAAACCAAGUCAACGUCAGAUUCUCAGCUGGUCUGA
Molecule: messenger RNA, 933 nt
Organism: Staurois parvus
Lineage: Eukaryota; Metazoa; Chordata; Amphibia; Anura; Ranidae
Source: the annotation of a GenBank genome assembly